AUGGAACCCCAGAACAUCACAUGGGUGUCAGAAUUUAUUCUGUUAGGGUUCUCACAGACUCAAGAACUCCAAAAACUCCUAUUUGUGGUGUUCCUGUUUGUCUACAUCACUACUGUGGUGGGAAACAUCCUUAUCAUAGUCACUGUGACCUUUGAUCCCCGGCUGGACAUGCCUAUGUAUUUUCUGCUCCGAAAUCUGGCCGUCAUAGACCUCAGCUAUUCCACAGUCACCUCCCCCAAGAUGUUGAUGGACUUCUUUCACAGAACAAAGACCAUCUCCUACCAGGGCUGCAUGGCCCAGAUCUUCUUCUUCCACCUCCUGGGAGGUGGGACUGUCUUCUUCCUCUCUGUGAUGGCCUAUGACCGCUACAUAGCCAUCUCCCGGCCCCUCCACUAUAUCUCCAUCAUGAACACCAGGCUGUGUGUGGGGCUGGUGGUGGCUGCCUGGGUAGGGGGCUUUGCCCAUUCCAUUGUUCAGCUGUUGCUGAUGCUCCCACUGCCCUUCUGUGGCCCCAAUGUCCUGGAUAACUUCUACUGUGAUGUCCCCCAAGUGCUGAGACUCGCCUGCUACACAGUUUUGACCCCCAUGCUCAACCCUAUGAUCUACACCCUCAGGAACCAGGAGAUGCAGACAGCCAUGAAGAGAUUAGCAAAGCGCUUAGUGCUUAGUAAAGGGGAUGAGCUUUGA
Molecule: messenger RNA, 687 nt
Organism: Peromyscus maniculatus bairdii (prairie deer mouse)
Lineage: Eukaryota; Metazoa; Chordata; Mammalia; Rodentia; Cricetidae
Source: RefSeq, a predicted model, not a curated record